Caenorhabditis auriculariae is the source of this 16858-nucleotide messenger RNA. Lineage: Eukaryota; Metazoa; Nematoda; Chromadorea; Rhabditida; Rhabditidae. The record is from the annotation of a GenBank genome assembly.
AUGUUCAUCAAAGAGGUUUUUCUUUCAAACUGUAUCGUUUAAAAAUAUCAAUUAAGGUAAUUAUCUCUGGCUUUCGAAGUUACAAAGACAAUACUCGGGUCGACGGUUUCUCGCCACGGCACAAUGUCGUCGUGGGGCGGAAUGGGAGUGGAAAAUCCAACUUUUUCUUUGGUUUCCGUUGAAAAAUGUCUAGAAUGAUAUAGAAAUUCGUUUACAGCGAUUCAAUUCGUGUUGUCCGAUGAAUUUAGUCAUUUGAAAGAGGAGCAGAAACUCGGAAUGCUCCACGAAAGUACUGGACCGAAGGUUUUGAAAAAACAUGUUUUUUUGAAAAUAUUUUUUGUUAAGGUUGCCCAUGCGCGAGUUGAAAUCGUGUUUGAUAAUACGGAUCAUCGAAUUGUCGCUGUAAGUUUCGAGAAGAAAAAAAUGAAUAAAAAUGCUGAAAAUCAUUUUUCAGAUCGAUUCAAGUGAGGUCCAUGUUGUCCGUCAAAUCGGCAAGAAAAAGGACCAAUAUUAUAUCGAUAAUAAAAAUGGUGGCCCUGAGCCGAGGUUUGGAAAAAGGGUCUGGCAGGGGGAUGCACCGGGAUUUUGGCUCUUAUUUUUUUGCCUUUUUUUGUAGAAAAAUCUCUAUCAAAUGUUUUUUUUUUUUUUCAUAGUACUUCUUAGUAUCGUCAAUUUUUUUAAAAAACUUAUUUCAAAUAAUUUUAUGCAAGUUUUUUUGAAGAGCAUUUUUUUAUCGUUGAAUAAUUUUUUUCUACCGUUAAAUUUGUUUUUAAAACAUAAUAAUCUCGAUGAAAGUAUGCAGAAUCGUGAAAAAGGGGGUUUUUAUUAGCUGAUAUGAACAGAAAGUUGGAAGGAUGGAAUAAUUUUCCUUAAAAAUGUUCUUUUCAGGUUGACAAAGUCUCUUUUUUGCUGCCUCUCCCUUUUUCCACCGUUUCUUGAGCCUUUAAAAUCCCAGAAAAAUAGAAGACUAUAAAGGAACCCUAUUCGCUGCCUUUUUGGAACCUCUCUCCUUUAGCGGCCACUAUUCACAAUUUCAAUUCUCGAAAAAAGCAAAACAUGACAAGAAAAACCCGGCGCGUGCCCCCUGUAGCGCCACCACUGCCUGUUGUUUGAAAAAUGGUACAUUUUAGGUCGUGAAUCUCAUGGAAUCUGCCGGAUUCUCUCGUUCCAACCCUUAUUAUAUCGUCAAGCAGGGAAAAAUCAAUGAAUUGGCAACUUCGCCGGAUUCUCACAGGUUUAAAAAAGUGUUUUAUAGGCCUAAAUUGGAAAAUAACUAUAAAUUUGCUGCUUUCGAAUGGAAAAAUUGACAAAAAAUUGCUUAAAAGUUAGAAAAAACGCGGUUUUCCACUUUUUUUUCUCAUUAUUUGUUCUCUUCUCCUGGCUCUCCCAAAGGGAGAAAGUUUAUUUUACUGGAUAAAAAAAUAGGAUUUUUUUAAAAUUUUUUUCUCUAAAAAUUUGAUAAUUCUCUUUUUUUCCAGGCUCAAACUUCUCCGGGAAGUCGCUGGAACCCGUGUCUACGAUGAAAGGAAGGAGGAAAGCUUGAAGAUUUUGAAAGAAACCAGUUCGUUUUGUCAUUUCACAACAUUACUCUUUCAAAAAAGGACUAAAAUUGAUCUUGUUCACAAAAAUCUUGUUAAAUACGCUCAAAUUUCUGCGAAAAUUCCCGGUUCGAUAUUUAGAAUCAAUGUUUCAAAAGAAUAAUAAAUAUAAGAGUUUGAAAAAAACAACGAUUCCGGACAUGUGAAAAUCAUCUCUUUUUGCUUUUUUGGCUAUGAAUUGGCUCAAAAUUUAUUUUUUUUUAUUUUAGAGGAAAAAUUGAUGAAUUUUUUUCCAAAGCUCCUUUUUGAGUAAGUUACGUAAUUUUCAGAAAAAAAUAUAAUUUUUCGGUAAGAAAAAAAUAAAUUUAUUUUUUUAGUUUUUUUGUUGAAAUACAUGAGAGGAGAGUCGAAAAUGAUCUAUUUCUUCAUUUCGAAUCACUUUUUGUGGUGUGAUUUGGUUGUUUUUUUGUUAGUAAAAAAAUGCGUUAGAAUCUGGAAGUUUUCGUUAGCGAAGUGAUAAAAUGUUCAUUUUUGAGUAAUUUUUCGCUCUGAUCAGUGAAUUUUUCAAGGAACAUGUUUCAGGUCAUUUCAAAAUUUGUUCACGGAAAUUUUUUUAUCAAAAAUAACUUUUUUUAAUUUUCAGUUCUCGGAAUGAUACAUUUUUUUCAUUUUGAAGCGUUUUUUUCUGUUAGAUUCGGUUAUUUUUUUCAGGCCAAAUUCGUAAAAAAAUUUGGAAAAAAAUGCUCAAAUAUUAGUUCACUUAUCGAAGCAAUUUAUGAAAUUUUUCAGCGAAAUGAUAAAAUUUUUCAUUUCAGAGCAUUUUUUUGGCGUUUGAAGUUUGUUUUUUUCAGAAAUAUAAAAAAAUUCAGUUUAUUGUUAAAGUAAAUUUUCAAAUUUUCAGAGAAGUUGUGAAAACUUCAUUCUGAACCUCUUUGCAAAUUUCCGGUGAGAUUCAAUAUUUAUUUCUUAGCAAAAGUGCGUCAAGAAGAAGAAAAAUUUGUAGGAGAAAACUUGAAAAAUUUCAUUCAAUAUGAAUUAAUUUUCAUAAGAGAGUUUUGAAGCAUUUUUUCAAAGCUCAGUCAGUUAAUUUCAAGAAAUCAAGACGGCGAAAAUCGAAGAGCUGCUGAGAUUCAUCGAGGAACGCCUGAAAACACUGGAAAACGAGAAAGAAGAUUUGAAAGAAUACCAAAAAUGGGACAAGACGAAGCGCGGCGUGGAGUACGCCAUGUACGACUCGGAGAUCCAGGAAACCAAGAAGGAAUUGUCCAAGUUGGCCGACCAGAGGGAGGAGCUCACCAGCAGGAACCAUAGGGUCCUUUUUUGGUCAGAAAAAAGGUGUUUAUAUUGAUUUUCAGGUAACUGCUGAACUGGCGGAAGUUCAAACACAGGCGGCUCGAUCGGCGACGGAAAAAAGGAAACUCGACGCCGAGUUCAAAGGAAUGAAGGAGGAAAAGGUUUGGAAUCAAACAAGAUUUUCUGGUUUUCAAUAGGUUUAUUUUACUUCGAAAAUAAGUUUUCUACACAAAAUUCCAAUGAAAAAUCAAAAAAAUCACAGAUUUUAAACGGGAGAAUUCGAAAAAAUCAGUGCGCAAGUUUUUGAGAAGAAGCCUUUUUUUGUCGAGUAAGUCCCAAGCGGGAUGUACGAGGAAUGAAGGAGGAGAAGGCUUGGAAUUGAAUCUUACUCUGAUUUUUCCUUAAAAAAAAGUUUUUUUUACACAAAUUUUCUCUGAAAUAUCAAUAAAUUCACAGAUUUUGGGUGCUACGACAAGAGCGAGUUUUCCAUUUGCGAGCAGUACUGUAUGCGGCAAAGCGCAUUGCGUGCAUGCCCUCUGCGUGUUUACACUUUUGUGGCGUGACGUCAUCGCGCCGUACAUCUGCGGGUUUUUUUGCUUGCGGGUUUUUUUUUCAAUGUUUUUUUCGGAAUUUUUUUUUUGAAUUUUUUUUCCGGUUUGGUUUUGAUUAUGCUAAUAUUUUUGAAACAAAAAGAAAACUUCUUUUUUUACCUCAUAAGAAGGCCUUCUUUUUGUCCUCAAAAAAAUCUUCGUGUUCUUCUUCUUCUCCUCAUAUUUUUUUUUCUCUUUCAGAUUUUGAAAUGAAAAAAAGUGGUGCUAUGAAUGAAAUUCAGGAUGGAAAGUGACGAUUAUGUUAACGACAUUGUUUUCGACUCAAUUUUAAAGCAACAAGAAAUCACAAAGGAAGUUUUGGCGAAAAAUAUGUCCCUGCUCCUCCACCCUCAACACCGGCAUUGUACAAGAAACCAAUUUUCGUAAAAUUUCUGACAAGUCCCUUCAAAUCUCUCAAUGUACAUUUAAAAAUAUCUUGAAGAUUUUCUGGGAAAAAUGACUUUUUGUUUGAUAUGGUGGUUCUGUAAAAAUUUGUUAUUUUUCUUAUUUUCUUAUUUUUUUGAUAUAACUUAUUUCAAUUACUGGUAUUUGUUAUGAUGCAAUUGUUUGAUAUUUUCCUCUUUGAAAUAUCAAUAUUAGCUCACUUCUUUUUCUAUAUUUGUGGAGUUGACCUAAUAGCUAUCUAUAAAGAAACAUUUUCCUAAGCUGCCCCCUUGACAAACAGAGUUUUCGUCAAUAAAAAAAGUUUUCUUUUUGUUUUGAAAAAUAAAUAAGCCGGAAAAAAAUUCAAAAAAUCCGAAAAACCCGCAAGCAAAAACCCGCAGAUGUAUGGCGCGAAGACGUCACGCCACAAAAGUGUAAACACGCAGAGGGCAUGCACGCAAUGCGCUUUGCCGCAUACAGUACUGCUCGCAAAUGGAAAACUCGCUCUUGUCGUAGCACCAGAUUUUGAACUGAAAAAUAGAAAAAAUCAGUGCGCAAGUUUUUGAGAUAAAAUCCCUUUUUUUUGUCGAGUAAGUCCCGAGCGGGAUAAACGAGGGCCUGCCCGGCAGGAUAUCGGCCCUUGUUAAGCCCGACUCAGCCCGAUUUUUAGGUGAACGUAAGCAAAAAACGACCGCCCCGAAGCGCGAUUUUUUCCAGUUCAAAUUUUAAAAUUUCAAGGACAAGAAUCAUUCUUUUCUUUUUUUCAAUCAAGUCCCAAGCAGCUCUGUGCAAGUGCCGGCCCGACAACAUAUGACCCCCCUCCCCUUCCGGGCAUUUUUUUAAGCCCGACCUUGGGAUGAACUUAAGCAAAGACCGCCCGGAGCACGAUUUUUCCCCAAGUCGAAUAUCAGAUUUUUCUACGACAGAAAUGACGUUUUUGCUCAUUUUUCCACUCAAAGUUUAACAGGAACUCUGAUUUAACCAGUUGAGAAUUUUUUUUUUCGAAACUUGAUAGUUUCGCGCCUCAUUUUUUGAAAUUGCUCGUUUUAAUAUUUCUUUUUGGGAUUUGAAAUCGAAAAAACUGCUUAUUGAUUUUGAAAAAAAAAAUAUUAGCCAAAAAAGGCAAAAAAAAAACAUCAUUUUUUAUGAAAAUUAAGUGGGUUUUAGAGGGGAAGUUUGGGUAAAAUGAUAUUUUCAUCACUUUUUUUCGUUGUCAAACCUGAAAUUUUUCUCAAAUACCUAAUUCUCGGGAAAUUUGAUAAUUAAUGUCUUUAAUUUUGAGGUUCCAUCAUGAUUUUGUGAAAAAAAGUAUAUUCAAUAUUUUUUUUGAGCGCUCUGUAUUAAUUUUUCCUUCUUAAAUAUGUUUAAAGAACGCUUAACCAAUUUCCAAUGAAUUCACAUUUCUACUUCUGAUUAUCAUCUUUUUUCGAAACGUAUUUUUCCCAGGAAUCCCUGGUCGCCGAGGAGACGGACAUCGUUGCGAAACAGGCACAAUUGCAGCUCAAGGUCCAGGAUUUGACGGAGGAAACGGCAAAGUGAUUUUGAUCUAUCAAGUCUUUCUGAAAAAAUAGGAUCGUUUUCCAGAGAACGAGACAGCAAAUCGGCGGCCGGCGCUGAAUUGCAACAACUUCGCGCCGAGAUUCUCCAGAAACAGACGGAGCUGGAGCAGGUCACGCCGGAGUAUGAGGUUGUUCGGAGGAAGAAGUUUCAGUUGAGAGAAUAAUUUUCAGAAACUCGUCGAGAAGGAAUCGUCCCUUUCCACGGAUAUUCGGAUUAAUGAGACCCGGAUGAAGGAGUUAUUAGCCAAACAAGGCCAUAGGUUAGUUUUGGAAAGUUGCAGAGUAGGUAAAACUGAAAAGUUGCUUUUUGAAGAACCUCAGAAAUCCUCGAAAAGCUCCUUUUUUAGCAUUUUUUUGAGGAAAAAAAAAUCUUUUGAGGACCCUUAUAAGCUCUUUUUUUAGAAGAACACCGCCAGUGUAAAAAAAUGCGAAAUUCUCAAGUUUUUCUCUCUCUUUUUCAAUCAUUUCAUCGUCAAGACAUUUUGAAAUGAAAGUUAAUCUUUAAAAACCGAAAAAAAUUUACUUGGGGGAGGGCUGAAGGAGUUGAAAAAGGUCCCUCUAAAAGCUCUUAGAAAGAGGGGAAAAUAUUUUAGGCUCCUGUUCCAUAGCCUCACAAAAAUAUUUUUUUCAAUAUUUUUUUGUUGUUUUCAGCAAACAGUUCAACAAGAAGUAUGACCAAAACGCAAAUUUCAAAUUCCUUGUGAAACUGAAAUCUUAUUUAUUAUCUCAGAAAUCAAUUCGGUUCGGCGGAAGAUCGGGACAAAUUCCUGACGAAGGAAGUGAAAAGACUGAAACAUCUGACGGAAGACACACAGGAGCAGAUCAGGGGAAUCGAGCAGGAAGUCCAGGAGGCCGAAAUCGAGGACGAGAACUUUUGCACGGAGAUCCAGGUGCGCUUGAAGCUGCUUCCAGCUGAAAUGACCGGAAAAUGGAAUUAGAAUCCGGGGAAUUUCGAAAAGAAAAAAAAAGUUGAAUAGUUGCACUGUCAAACAGGGAAAAAUCAGGAAAUAAGCUCGAAAAAGGUGAAAAAAAUAUUUUUUCAGUGAAUAGACUCUUGUAUAAAGCAGUGAAGAAAUUGGAUUAAUUAAAAAAAUAAAAUUUUUCAAAAAAAUUCAGUUUUACACAUUUUUUUCCACGAUCUUUUUUUGUUUAUAGGUACGAAUUUUGAACUUUUUUUAAAAAAACUUUUUUUGAACCCAAAAUUUUUCGAAGUUUGUGUAGACUGUUUUAGCCGAAAGAAUCUGAGGAAAUGAAACUCACUCUAGAGAAUUUUAAAAAAAGUAAUCUCACGUUUUCAGUGUCAAACAGAGGAAAAAGAUUAGAUUAACACGGAAAAAAAAUUGAAAAAGUGGAAAAUAAGGCUUUAGUAUUAAACGGAGUUAAGAAAGAGUAGUUUCACCUUUUUUCAGGGUUGUGGUUUCAUAAUUCAUAACAUCAUUUAUUAAGACUUCCUUUGAACCGAAAAUAUUCAGAAUCUGGGCCGUCAACUGGAAGAAACGAGGUCGGAACUCGACGCCGCCAGCAAUCGUCUCGGAAAUCUCAACACUGAACAAACCCGUGCCGUCGCUUCUCAAAUGUAUUCUGAAACCAGCGCAAAACGUACCGAAAUUCCAUUUUAGGGGAGCUGCUCGUGAAGAGAAGCACGUCAGGGAUCAAAUCGUGGCCAUGGAGGCUGAAAUCGGACAGACCAAUGACCAGAUGCGACGUCUGACCCCCAGAGUUCAUUGUUUUGAAUAAAAAAUGGCCUUUUCGACUGAAUUUCGUUUGAAAAUUCAGCCUAUAAAGAAAAAAGAUGCAUUUUUUGAGACUUUGGGCAGAAAAAACAGAUCUUUACUACUUUCUUUCUAUGAUUUUACGGACUUUAAAGCCUGGAUUCACCGGUUUUCUGACGGUUUUUAUAGAUUUUUUGGUUCUAACUUUUUUUUUUCCGUUACUUGAAACUCCCAGUGUUAGAAAAAAAGAAUCUAAAUAUUCCAGUUUUAGAACCUCAAGAGAAAUAAAUAAAGUUUUAGUGGAAUUAUGGAUAAUUUUUUGAAAGUUUCAAUGUUUUUUCGUAAUAAAAAGUUUGAUUUUCUAAGAGUGACUGAAUUUUUCUCCCUAGUGAGUAAAAAAAAGUGGAAAACUUGGUAGUGAUAAAAAAUUCUUUUUUUUUUCGUAGAAAAUUGAAGUUUUUUUCUGAGAAUUUACAAUAAGUUUUUUUGCAGCCGACCUACAACGGUUUACAAGGCGUCCUGAAAGUCUUGGCCCACUUCAGAGAAAAUAACGGAAAUGGAGAGUACGACGAGAUUCUCAAUGGGUAUCAUGGUAGGCUUUUUGGGUAAAUGGAAAAACAAGUAUUUUAGGAUUUUUGGAAUUCAUUUUCAUCAAUUUUUUCCAUAAUUCAUCGAUUCUCCAAGCUCAUUCUGAAAUUUCGAACUGAUUUUUUUGAUUUUAGGAACGAUUAUCGAUCUGAUGUACGUUGAGAAAGUGUAUUUUCUGUCGGUUGAAGUGAUCGCCCAGUCGAGAUUGUUCUACCAUGUCGUCGAUAAUGAUAGGUAAUGAUUUUGGUCGCAUUUGAAAUGGGUCAAAGCGUUGCGGUUUGGCUAGGAGACCAGGGAGCGUUUUUAAUGCUUUUCCAUAACUCUGCGCGAAAGUUGUUUCUGGUCGGGCGCUCUUGGAAGCAAAUCAAGCCAUUUUACAUGCCAAAAAAUAUUCUGCUCGCAAUUGGAAUGGCUCAAAGCGUCGCGGACGCGUUGCGGUUUGAUUAGGAUCCGAAGCAGCCUUUUCUAGGGCUUUUCCAUAUCUCUGCGCGAAAGUUGUUCAUGGGUGGGCGCUCCUGGAGGCGUAAUAAAAUCAAAGCAGCUCCUAAAAUUCACAUGCGAAUAGAACACCGUGGUCGCACUUGGAAUGGCUCAAGCGUUGCGGUUGAAUUUAAAAAGUAGACAGCAUUUUCUAGUGCUUUUCCAUAGCUUUGCGCGAAAGUCGUUUUUGGUCCGGUGCUCUUGGAAGGAAAUCGAGCCAUUUAAUUAGCAAAAGAAGACUCUGGUCGCUUUUGGAAUGCUCAAGAAGUCGCGUUGCAGGGCGGUUUUAGAGAUUCAAAUAACUUUCCAUGUCUCUGCGCGAAAGUUGUUUCUGGUCGGGUGCUCCUGCAAGCAAAUCAAGCCAUUCCACGUGCGACUAUGGCAUUCGAGUCGUUUCAAACCGAUUUUUCUGAAAUUGAAACAUAUAUUUUGAAGAAUCGCCUCGAAAAUCCUGAGAAAGUUCAACGAAAUGCAGCUUCCCGGAGAAAUCACGUUCUUCCCUUUGAAUCGAGUUCAUGCGCCGAAUCCUAAGCAUCUCGAGAGCAGCAAGGUAAAAAAAAAAUGAAGUGAUUUAGAAAAAAAAAUCAAAAUUUUCUUGGGAUGGUUCAGCUAGUUUUUCCUGAGUUUUCUCUCGAGAUCAAAAUUUGUGAAUUCUUUUUUUUAUUGAAUUAUAUGUAGAUGAUAAAGAAGAUGUAUAAAAAAAUUAUAAGAAAUCGUUAUUUUUUUCUGCUUUUUUUGAACCGAUUGCAACUCAGGAAAGCUGAGAAAUUUAAUUUUUUAAGCUUAUCAAGCUGUUUUUUUUUUCAAAUUUCAGCUAUUUACUGAUUGAAUGUUUUUUUUUUCGAGAAAUAAGGACUCGAAUAUUCAAAAUGGCCUUUUUAACGAAUUAUGAGGGUUUUCUUUGACUUAGUGGUCUCCUUACUCGAAAACUAGGUAUUUUUCAGGUUGAGACUUUCAGGGUUUUCUUCUGGUACGUCCAAAAAGAAUCUGACUGAUUUUUAGAAAAUUUGCAAUUAAAAAUAAAGUUACCUUCCUUUUCAGAGAAAAUCGGAUUUUUUUUUUGGCCUUUUUCUGGAUUUUUAAUGAUUUUCACAUCAAAAUCCCCUAAUUUAGGACGCCCGACCCUUGUUGGAUGUCAUUGAUUACGACGCCAGAUAUGAUGCGAUUUUUCCGGACGAUUUUCGGUGGAACGGCCCUUGUCCGAAAGCUUGAUGUUUGAUUUUUUUGUUGGGAAAUAAAGAAAAAUAUACAUUUUUUUUCCAGCAAAACGCCCACAAUGUUCGGAAUGAAGGCUUUGAUUGCGUGACACUGGAUGGAGAUCAGGUAAAAUUUGAAAAUAUGCUAAAUUUUAGGAAAAGGGGUUGAUUUUUAGCUUGAAAAAAACAUAUUUUGUGCAUUUUAUUUCAUUUUUUUCCAAAUUUUUUUGUUUCUGACUCUCCAAAAAUUUGGUUGCCUUUUUCCCACUGUCUGACGACUAUUUUGAAUUUCGCUGGAUAAUUUUGAAGACUUGAAGGCAAAUGCAGAACAAACGUUAAAAAAAUUUUUCUUUUUAAAAAAACUGCGAGGUGAAACGGGAAUGUGGUUCAGUUGGACCGACGAGGAUAUUUACACACUGAAAGAUGAAAAACUUGAUAUUUUUUUAUAGUUUCUUGAUCUUGUCAUUAUGAUUACAGUGAAAAACAGAGAAAUAAUUUUUUUCAUUGUUUUAAAAAUUCUCUUGAAAUCGAAAUAUUAUUUAGUUGGCCCUGACUAGGAACCCAAAAAGGGGUGGUUUUUUUGGACGGUUAAAAGAUGAAAAUUCAAAAUUUUUGCUUUUUUUUUUAAACAUCUUCGAUUUUUUUUAUCAUGAUUUGAAGGGCAAAGAGUUCGAAAAAGUUUUUUGAAAAUUUUGAAACCGAAACUUGAAACGGGAAUAUGGUUUAGUUGGCCCGUCGUGGAGCCCUCACGGGCGGAUACCUGGACGCCAAACGGUGCAAACUCGAAAUCCACAACGCCAAAAGAGAACUCGACAAAAAGCUCAAUGAAUUGAAGGUUCUGUUAUUCAUGUAUCUAUCAAAAAAAUCGUUCUUUUUUUCAGGAAAAACUUGGCCGAAGCUGAGCGGAAAGUCAAGGAAAAAGACCAACGAAAUGGAGAAUAUUCGGUCCCAAAUCCAUGCUGUUCGUUGUAAAAUUUUGAUUUUCAAAAAAAUUUCAGUUAAAAAAAUGGGAAAAGUUUGUCAUUUUUUUGAGUCAAAAAUUACUACUGAAAAAAAUUGAUUUUUUUCAGCAUUUUAGGGCUUGAAAAAAAGAUUUUUUUAAAGACGAGUUUCAUCAGGAAAAAUAUUUUUCUCGAACGAUUUUUCAAAUUAAAGGUUUAAUCACGGAAAAAUGCAAAUUAACAUUAAUUUUUUUGGCAAAUUUGAGCUUUUUUUAAUUACGUAAAAACCAGUUUUUACUAUCGAAAUGUCAUAAUUUUCAGCGUUUUUUCAAAAAAAAUUAUUUUUUUCAAUUCGAAAAUGAAAUUUUUUUGUAGCUAGAAAAUUUGUGGAACUUCAUAAAAUCCCAAAAAAACUACAAAAAUAAGUUCAAAAAUAUUUUUUUCAGCGUAAAAUCGAAAUGUCGGAAUACCAAGAAAUGCAUCGACGGCUUCACGAACAAAAACGAGCUCUCAAUGAAAAUUUUAACAGUUUGACCAGGGAUAAAGAACCCAAGGUUUUCUGCAAAGUUCGAUUUUUUCAUGAGUAUCCUUUUCCAGAAAGCGCAACUCGUCCAACUCAGAAAUCGACUCCGAGAACUUUUUGCCCAACAAAAGGGAUAUGAGGCCGAAAUCGGCAGCGAAUUGCACUCGCAGUUGACCUCCGAUGAGCAGAAUGAAGUCGAGAGAAUCAGGGUUAGGAGACGGGACAUUUUCGGGCGGAAAGGGGGGUAAAAGGAUGAGGAAAAUACUUUCGAAUUUUAUAAGCUCAAAACUAUUCUUAAAAAUUUUCGCAAAGAUUGCUUUAAAAAAAGUUUCAAAAGUUUUUUUAAAUUAAGAAUCGGCGAAUGGGUUUAUCUUCUUAUAUUCAGGCGGAAAUCGCCAAAAUCCGGCCGAAGCUGGACGAGGUGACGGUGAAGCGAAGUCAGCUGGAAGUUCAGAAAAGAAAACUCGACAAUCAGCUCAAGACGAACUUGUUGAGGAAACAGGAGAACUUGUCGGCGGUUUGAGGCCAAAAAAUCGAGAUUUUCAGUGGUUUUUUCAGAAAAUCGAUGAUAUUUCUGAUAAUGAACGACAUCAUCUCCUACAGUCUCAUCAGGGCGAACUUACCGCCUUGUACAAAAGGUAAAGAUAUGAAUAAUCCUGAGUAAUUCUUGUAAUUUUCCUAAAGGUCUAAAAAGUAAAAAAAAAAAAAUGAAAUCAACAGUUUUUUCUCUAAAAAAAUUAUAAUUGAAACCGUCUGACUUGUCUGCGCCCUCUUCUCUCUCAUUAUAAAAAAAGAACAAGCACGUAAAUGAGAGAGAGUCAUAAACAGAGAGGGCGCAGAGAAAUUCAGACAUUGAUUUUGUCAGAAAUUUUUGUAAAUAAUAAAAAAUUAUGACGUGAAAUUGGUCAGAAUGGAUUUUGAAAAAAAAAAAAACUUUGUUAAUUAAAAUUUGGAAAUUUCGAAUAAAUAAAAUCAUAUAAGAAAGUGAUACUUAUAUCGUGUUUUUUUAUAAGUUAUUUAUUUUAAAAAAAGUAAAUUUCAGUAGUUUUUUUAUCUGUUUUUUUCAUUUUUUUCCAAAUAAUGUAACCCUUCUGAUGUCACUGGGAGAUCCAUUUUUUUGAUUUCGAAAGAAAUUGGGGCCUUCUGACGACGUUAAAAGACACAUUUUUCCAUAUGAAUCUUCAAAAAAAAAUAAUUUUCUCUAUUAAACAGUCCUUGAAUGUGUUUGUAAAAUGAAAAUAACAGCUUUUUCUCAGACUGAUGGAGGUCCGAGGCCUCCUGACGUCGCUGGAAGACGGCCUCUCGGAAUACGAAGAACGGUCGGGAAACCUCGACCGACGGAUCGAAGACGUCCAGGAGCAGAUGAAGGACCUCGAGGCGCAACUCGUCGUCUUCGCCAAGGAGUCCGACUCGAUCUGCACCAAACACGCCUCCCUGCAGUCCAAGAGGGAGGACAGCUUGAAGAAGGUAGAUGAUCACAAGGAACAGCUCAAAGUGCAAGGAGUUUCAUAUAAAGUCAAUGAGAAAGUUGAAAAGAUUUGAUGUUUGAUACAUUUCUCAUGUCUAGUUCAAAGUGAUUUCGGAUAUUUCAAUAUUGAAGCGUGAAAUUUUUUCGCGAAAUACGCAAAUUGAGAUUUCCCGACCAGAGUUGAGUCAUACAUUAAGGCGACUUUUUACGCGCGAAACUUCAAAAAUUUUGAUUGAAACCUUCCCUAUUUUUUUCUUCUCUAGAUUUUUUUUUGUUUGAAUUAAUCUCAGUGCGAAAAAGCAUUUCUAUUUAAAAAAAAACAACCAAAAAAAAUACAGUUCCAUUCGGAGUUUUCGUCAUUUUUCCCUUGCCAAAAAAAUGAUGAUAAAACUUUUUGAAAUUAUUUUUGAUAUAAAAAAAUAUUUCGGAUCAUAUAGCUUCAAAGAAAAAAAUUAUGAAUUUGAGUCCUAAUAGAAGCUUUAGCUCCAUGGAAAAAAAUUAACGAGAAAAUUCAAAAAUUGAGAAAAUAAGAAAGUUAACUCGAUUUAUGAGGUAAAAGUCGAUUAAAGUCCCGUUUCAGUGGUUUUUUUCUAGGGGGUAUCGAUGCAAAAUAUUUUUACAAUUUUUCCUUUUCGGACUUUAUUUUUGAAACGGGGUUUUUUGGGGAUAUUUGUCGAGCUUUUAGCCGUCUCAAGGUUCAUCAGGGAACUUUUUUUCCUUUGAAAUUUUUCUAACAGUUUAUUUAACUUUUUCAAUUAACUCAACGACUGUUCCAAUGCUGACAUUCUAGAAAAAAACGCAAAAAAAGUUAAGUCGUUCCUGUCCGACUUGAAACGUGGGAUGAUUAGAUUGCCUAGGCUUUUUGGGGGGAAUUCGAGGUCAAAUUUAAUUAGGGAAAAAAAUGUAGGAAAAAAAUAAGUUUUUCAACUAUUUUUUUAUACAUUUAUUCGUUCAACUGAAUCUUAUCAAACCCAUAAAGAAUUUAAAUUUUCGAAUAAACUGUCAAAAAAGGCUUUUUUACCUUGAGUUCCCCGCCAAAAACCGCGUCGCACACGCAACGCACCACCCUUGCCAAUCUCGCCUUUCAAGUCGGCAAAAAUUGACUAUACUGAUUUUUUCUUCGAGAAGGUUCAAUUUUUCAUGACUUUUCUGUAGGACCUCAUGAGGAUCUUUUUCAGAUGCGACAACUUGGAACGCUGCCAACGGACGCGUUUUCCAAAUACCAGAACAUGUCCUACAAACAGCUCGAAAAACGGCUCACCGAGUGUAUAAAUGAGCUUAAAAAGUACGAAAAUGUCAACAAGAAGGUUCAAAACACCCUGAAAUAAAAGUAAAAUCGAGUUUCCAGGCCCUGGAUCAAUAUCUGACGGCAGCCGGGCAAAAAGAGAACUUGACCCUGAGAAUGGAGGAACAGAAAAAGAGCGAAAGUGUAGGGAUUUCUGAAGGAAAAGCUGGAGUUUCUCUGAAAUUUUCAGUCGAUCGAAGAACUUUUGAAAACGUUAGAGUUGAGGAAAUACGAGGCGAUCCAGUUGACCUUCAAGCAGGUGAAUUGAAAAAAUUUGGAAUUUUUAGGUUGGAUUUUAAGAAUUUCCAAGGCAAAAUUGGAUAGAUAUUCUGAGCUUUUGGUACUUUUUUGUUCAGGAGAGCUUAUUUUUCCAAAAAAAAUAAUUUGAGGUGUCGAAAAACUUCAAAGAAGUUUUCAAAAGACUGGUCCCCCACGGCCAAGGAACCUUGAUCAUUCAAAUGCGAGACGAAACUCCGGAUGAAGUCGGUCGGGGCGUCGAUAUCGUCGAGAGAUUCACCGGAAUCGGAAUCUUGGUUUGUUUCAAUUCCAAUAAAAGAUGAAAAGCACGAAAAUAUGGCGUCGCUGGUCGAAUUUUCAGAUAAGUUUAGUUUUCUUGGAAAAUUUAUCCCGUGUUGAUUCCGCAAAACCCAAAAUAGCCGUCAGAGAAAGAAAAUGAUAACUAAAUUUGGGAGAGUCAGAGAUAAUUUUGCAAGAAAUCAUUUUGAACAUGGCGUUAAUUUUAACUUUUAAUAAUUCCUCAAUUGGCUUCCAGCUUUAGAAAAAAAUCAUCUUAUAUUUUUUUAACUGUAGAACUUGUUUUUAAAGUGUCCCUUAUAGGGGCCACCCCCGGUUAUGGCUCAGAUAAUAUGGGAUAAAAUCCAAUUUGACCAGGAUUUUUUUGUUCAUUUUCUCGGUUUUUCCAUAACAUCUUCCGAGGUCAUUUUUUUCCCUUGAAAAGGUUUAUUUUUUUCACCCUCGAAAGUUCUAACCAUCAUUAUUGUUUAAAAAAACACAAGAAAAAAAUUGUUUCUUCAACUUAAGAAAGUUCCUCUUUUCGAUUCCAACUUUUUGGAAAGACGUUCUUUGCAAUAAUAUAAAUAUCCAAUUGAUCGAAUUUAUAAACAUUCUAGGAAACAGUAAUGUGAUGAAAAAAGGAUUUCAUGUUUUUCCAGACCUUUUCUUUUUAUUUCUUGUUGAUUUUUUUCUCUUGUUCUUGGGACAAUUUUAAGACGAAUUUUCAAAAUAUGAGUUAUUUAAAGUUUUCUUAGGUUUCCUUCACGUCAGACGCCGGAGACGCCGAAACGCGUGAGAUGCAACAACUUUCCGGCGGCCAGAAGUCUCUGGUCGCCUUGGCCCUCAUCUUUUCUAUCCAGGUUUGAUUAUAAUAAUAUUCUGAGGAAUCAGUGUAAACCAUAAAGAGUCCACUUGGAUCUAAAAUUCAAAAAAAGGAAGUUUUUUCACAUCAUCCUGGAUAAGUAGAACUCUUGCAAAGGUAGAUUGACCGGUAAAUUUUCAAAGUCCUGGUUAGAGUGAACUAUGGAAAAGAGUACGGCGGAGUGGUCCCUAGAGGGGCAGAUUAGGAGAAAACCGCUAAAAAACUCGCAAAAGUGGCCACUUUAAGGGAGCUUUUGUCAUUUAUUGUCACUCUAUAAGAAGAAUAAUUUUCAUCCAUUCUGAAGACCCCUACAAGGGCCACUAAGGACUUUAGAUGCCAGACACUCAACCCCUAUAGGGAACACUCAAAAUUUUUCCCCUCUAAUGAGCAUUUUCCAUUUUGAAGACCCCUACAGGGACCACUUAGGCUUUGAGGGCUCAGGUGUCAAACCCUCAACCCCUAUAGGGACCACUCCAAUUUAUCCCAUGUGGGGAGCUUUUUCCAUUUUGAAGACCCCUACAGGGGCCACUUAGGCUUUAAGGGCUCAGGUGUCAAAACCUCAACCCCUAUAGGGACCACUCCAAUUUCUCCCCUCUAGGGAGCACUUUCUUGCCACCUGUUUUCCCUAACCCUUCUAGGGACCCCUCUGGCGUUCCUCAGUAAGGCAAAAAGUUCGAAUUGAGGGUUAUUUUUUUAAGAGUUAGAAUUUUUGGAUUUUUCGAAAAAUUCAUACAAAAAUAAGCGUUUUUCUUAAGAUGUGCGAUCCAGCCCCAUUUUAUUUGUUCGACGAAAUCGACGCCGCCCUGGACGCUCAGCACAGAAAAGCCGUUGCCGGUUUUGAUUCAUUAUUCAAAAAAUCAAAAAAAAAUCGAUGAAAAAUUAUCAGAUAUGAUCCAUUCUCUCUGCGACAACGCCCAAUUCAUCACCACCACUUUCCGGCCGGAACUGCUCGCCUCGGCAGAAAAGUACUAUGGAGUUCGAUUUAGGAACAAGGUGAGGAUAGGAAAUGAACAUGAAACUUUUAAAAAUGAAGAGAAGAGCUCUAUUUUACGUUGAUAACGUUUUUUUGAAAAUAUUUUUUUGAAUUAAUUUGAAAAAUUAAGGAAUAGAGCUUUUGCGCUCUAUUGAGAAAUUUCGAUAAGUGAAGUUUCUGUCUCGGACUUCAGAAACACGAACCGGACUUCCUCUAGGGUUCACUUGAAAUCAAUGAAGCCACUAAAGUGGUCACUAGGAACGCUUAACUUAAGUAUCCUUUAACUGAGAAUGAACUUAAAAAAAUUGACCACGAAGAUCCUAUGAAAAUCAAAUGUUUUUCGAUACUUACUGUUUCAUGGUUUCUAUUUGAAAGUCUAAAGAAGUCAAUAAACUUAAUACCAAAUUUUGUCGUGCGCGAAUAUCCGGGCGGUUUUUCAUAGCGACCAUUCUUGGAAAGUUUUAAAGCCUUUUUUUAUUUUUGAAGUCUCCAAAAUGCCUAAAAUUCUUGAUUGUGAUAAGUUUCAGAAAAACCAAAUAUUGGAAGCUGAAAAGUUCAGAUUUUGUGUUUUUAUACUUGGACAUAGGUGAAGCUAAACGGACGUUUCUGGGCACUUUUAGGGGUCAUUUAAGAAUGCUGAUGCUACUAAAGGGGUCACUAGAAAUGCCCGGAAACGUCCGUUUCGCGUUACCGAUUAUUCGAGUAAAAAAAAGUAAAAGAUGGUUUGAGGGUUUGGUGAAACUUUUUUAGAUAAGCUGAGUGAAAAUCAGUUUUUUUUUUUCAACUCAGGGUGUUCUAAAGUAGCUAAUUUCUAGAACAAUCACCUUAUCAUGUGAGAAAAAUAUUGGAUAGUUCGUUUUUUUAACCUAUAUAAUAUAAUUUUAGAAUAUAAUUUUUUUCAGGUCUCCCACAUUGACGUCGUCACAAAAACUUCAAGCCUACGACUUUGUUGA